Messenger RNA from Nomia melanderi (Alkali bee), 6664 nucleotides. NCBI's taxonomy places the organism in Eukaryota, Metazoa, Arthropoda, Insecta, Hymenoptera, Halictidae. The record is from RefSeq and is a predicted model, not a curated record.
UACUCCACGCGGGCAUCGAGUUUUCGAACGCACCGACGUUGACUCUUCUGUGUGACGUUUCCCAAUGGGGGCGGAGCAUUCUCCAGCUUCCCAAUUCUAACCAACCCGAUCCCCAUAGCCGUUGCAUUCUACUGAUUUGCUUCAGUGUGCCUCGGCAGUGCGUACGGUGCGUUUUUUGGUAUGUGCCCGUGCACAUAGCCGCUCACCACCAACGUACGUUCGUGCUCGCGAACAUCCAUUUCUCUGUCGUAUGUAACGAGAAACUGUUGUGCUUGUUAAUAUCGUCUAGCGAAAAGACAUACUCCUCGCAAUGCCCUGGGCAUGUUUUUCCGACAUUCAGACAGUAUAGUGGCAUGAGUCGAUUAAUCUAUGGCAGAUCAACAAGAUCAGUUGUCAUCAGGGGGGUCUGUAGAGACGGCAGAUGCUUCAGCAGGCACCUCUAAGCCUAGAGGAAACAACUCUAGCAGUGGUAGCAGUGGUUAUAGAAAACGACAAAGCACUGGUUCUAUUUCAGACACUGUAGAAGAAAAAAGACGUAGAGAAACUAUUGAUAACCCGCAAUCGUCUCAAGUUUUUAAUAAUACUUCUUAUAAACAAUUGACUGAUACUUUCAAAACAGUGAGUAGAGCAAGAGGCGAUAGUAAAAGUCAUGGCAGUGGCUUAGAAUCAUAUCUAGAUAAUACUUGGAGGCCUCAGCACAAGGUUCAGCAAUCAAAUUAUAAUAUCAGUGGGAAUAGUACAAGAGUUCGUAGUACAACAAGAACAAGUUUACCAGAGUUCAAUUUGAAAGCUAUCGACUGUAUUGCAGCGAGGACACGUUCUAGAACACCACAAAAUUCGCAAGCCAUAUCGCAAGGACAUAAUAGUUUCGAUUUAUCGUUAAACAGUGGUUACAAUAACAGAGAAGAGUUAACAUAUAACAACUUGGUACCAACGUCAAGUGCUACGCCAAUUACUAGUCAUCCAACCACAUCUAGAGGAAGAGGGUCAAAGUCUCACGGUGGUGCAACCUGCGCGGGUAGCAGUGCGAGUAAUCAAGUUUUGAGUGUGAAGUCCAGCAUCAGAGUGGGUAACGCAGCCAGUAAUUCUGUGGAGAGCGGUGGGGGGGCGUUGGCACAUGACGGGGCAGGCACUAGUGGCAUCACGACAACAGCCACUGCCAAUCCACCUGUGUCUGCCACCGCCGCUGCCAACCUUACACACCCUUAUCCUACGCACAAGCAUAUAUUACGUUCUCGCGCAAAAGCCUCCAGUGAGCAAUCCAGAGAAUUGCCGACUAGUAACAAAACUUCAGGAAAGCAUCAUAAAAAAGACACUACAACGGGUACUUGUUCAAGCUCCAGACACCGCUCUUCGUCACGUGCACGAAAAGCAGUGUUUGAAAGCGGUUCUGGAGGAGUGGGAAGUGUAAUGUCAGGAUCUGAAUCCGUGACCAAUAGUGCUACCCCAACAUCGGUCUCAUCUACGGUUCCUGUCAAUCAGUUGGUUACUACAACAGGGGAGGACGAAUCAGCAUCUACAGCUACAUCUGCAACUGCUAGUGGAGGACCUUCAGGAAUGUCAGCUACCACAGGAGAUAGCGAAAGCGAUGAUGGUGAAGUUGGAAGGUUGCAGGCAUUAUUGGAAGCAAGAGGAUUGCCUCCACACGUAUUUGGUGCAUUAGGAUCACGAAUGCAACAUUUAUUAAAUAGAAGCAUGGGCGCUAGUUCGGCUGCGAAAGCCCAACAGCUCUUGGCUGGGCUACAAGCCGUUGACGAUGAAGGAGAACAACUACAAGCUGUUAUUGGAAUGGGUGAAAUUCUUGUGAUGGGAAAUGAAGACACGUUGACUGGUUUCCCAGUGAAACAAGUGGUUGCUGCUUUAAUCAAUUUGCUUGGCAUAGAACACAAUUUUGUGAUAAUGACACACGCUUGUCGUGCUCUAACUUACAUGAUGGAGGCUUUACCUCGAUCGUCGACAGUUGUGGUAGAUGCAGUCCCAGUGUUCUUGCAAAAGCUGGAAUCUAUCGAAUGCAUGGAUGUUGCUGAACAAUGUCUAACUGCAUUAGCAAUGCUAUCACGUCGACACAGUAAAACUAUUUUACACGCGGGCGGAGUAUCAGCGUGUUUAAAAUUCGUCGAUUUCUUUAAUAUUACGGCUCAACGGGCUGCAUUAACUAUUACAGCAAAUUGUUGCCAAAAUCUUCAUCCCGAUGACUUUCACUUGGUAGCUGACAGUUUGCCCUUACUCACUAGUAGACUGACAAAUCAGGAUAAAAAGAGCGUUGAGUGUGUUUGUCAAGCAUUUAGUCGUUUAGUUGAUAGCUUUCAACAUGAUUCUGUAACUUUGCAUAAAAUCAUCAAUGCAGAACUUCUUCAAAAUUUACAGCAAUUGCUUAUGAUUACACCACCUGUUAACAGUAUCGGUAAUUUCAUAACAGUUCUACGAAUGCUCUCUGUGAUAUCAAAUCGCUGUCCUGACUUGGCACAGUUGCUUUUGCAACAAAAUAUUGCUUUCACGCUGAGUUAUCUUUUAACCGGCUCACUGGAAGUGAAAACGGAGGAUGUGGAACUGGUGCCACGUUCUCCGCAGGAGUGGUUUGAAAUCACUUGUUUAAUUGAGGAGCUAAUGCCUCCUCUACCGACAGAUGGUAUAUUUAGUGUAAAUAGUUUACUCGAAAGGACCAGUAAUCAACAAGAAAAUGUUCAUUGGGAAUGGCGUGACGAAAGACAUUGUUAUCAUCCGUUUAGUACCAUCGAUUCUAGAAUUAUCGAGAUGGCGUUUCAAAAUGGCGAGGAUGAGAUUUGUCUUUCUUCUUUAGGACGAACUUAUACAAUAGAUCUGACUGUGAUGAAACAAAUCAAUGAAGACAUUGGAGUGGCAAGAAGCAUUUUUCGUAGAGUGAAUACUCAUCCCACAGAAGGCAAAAGUCCUACUUGUUUAUCAAGCAUGGAUGUUGUACCUCCAGUGAUUGAAACAAACGAAUGGCUAGUGUCCUUCAUUCGAACUUUAUUCUCCGUGCUAUAUGAAGUGUACAGCAGUUCUGCUGGUCCUGCCGUGAAAUGUAAAUGUCUUCGAGCUCUAUUACGUAUGGUCUACUAUGCUUCAACUGAUUUACUUAAGGAUGUCUUGAAGAACCAAGUAGUAUCGUCACACAUAGCGGGUAUGCUGGCGUCCCAAGAUUUAAGAAUUGUUAUUGGAGCUCUUCAGAUGGCAAGUAUAUUAAUGAAAAGGCUACCACAAGUGUUUGGGGUUCAUUUUCAUCGUGAAGGUGUACUGCAUCAAAUACGACAACUAGCUGAUCCUGAAGUACCUCUUGGUGUUUCACCACCCAAGUGUCCUUCUGGUACAUCAUUACCAACUCCACAGCCGGGUCCGUCUAAUACAUCACUUUCUUCCACCACAAUGUUGUCUUCUAGUAACGCCACAUCUCCAAUAGCUUCUCCAUCAACAAAUGGUAAUAUAUUGUUCGGUACAAUUGCAACGUGUCAGUUGAAACCAAAUCUUUCUGCAUCGAUGGAAGCACAUGCUAGGAAUGAAUUGAAUUCCAUAGAUGAUGUUUCAACACCACAAAGUGCUCACUUGAGAAUUGGGGACGUCUUGAAGAGGAAACGGCAAAGCAAAAAAGGUCGUUUCUCUAGAUUAGGCGGUACAACACCACAACAAACUCAACAACCGGAAUCACUUUUUACUGGUUUCGCUCCUAAGAAUAAUCGUUUCUUGGGCAAUCUUAAUCCUGCUAGAUGGGGUCGGAAAUCAUCGUCUUCGAGUUCCACAAGUGAUAAAAGAGAUUCAAGCUCGUCGACGAGCUUGUCGAAACCACCGAGUAAUUCAAGUUUAACUGCUGGUAAUCGAGACAAGGCUAAAGCAUGGGUUCGCGAACAGGCUGCUCAGUUUUUAACCCGUUAUCAGGAUAACGCUCCUUGCACGCAUCCUGCGAUGACAGUCCUUUCAAGACUCACAGCUGCUAUACAACGGUUACAAUCAAAUGAAUUGGAUGAAAUGUUGUCUGCUCUUACCGAAUUACGAGAUAUUGUACUUGAAAGUGAUAUAUCUCCGUUCGAGAUGAAUUAUAGUGGUCUUAUUAAAGCUCUGCUCAACUACCUCACUACUACCGAUGCACCUGGUAAUCGUUACGAUCGUCUUCGUAUAUUCUGGAAAUUAUUUGCAGAAUCGACUAUUAUGCAGCAGAGUAACAAUAUUAUGGAUCUUAAUCCUGGAGCAUUUGGUGCUCUGGUAGCAAAACUAAAUAGUUGUGUUGCGCAGCUGGAACAAUUUCCUGUGAAAGUUCAUGACUUACCAGCAGGAUCUGGUGCUGGUCGUGGAGGCACUAGUGCUCUUAAGUUCUUCAAUACGCAUCAACUUAAGUGCAAUCUUCAGCGACAUCCAGAUUGUAACAAUUUAAAACAGUGGAAGGGAGGUACUGUCAAAAUAGAUCCCCUUGCACUGGUACAAGCAAUUGAACGUUAUUUAAUUUUUCGUGGAUACGGCAGAAUACGAGAAGCAGAAUCUAUGGUCAGCGACGACGAUAACAGUGAAGAUGACAUAGACGACACUCUGGCAGCUGUAGUUAUAAGUCAAGGAUCAGCAAAACACAAACUCCAAUUCCUGAUUGGGGACGAAGUGCUGCCUUUCAAUAUGACUGUUUAUCAAGCUGUUAGACAAUUUGGUUGUUCUGGGAUUGAUCAUUCUGAAGCAGAAGCUGAUGGUGAACCACCCCUUGGUCACGAUGCUGUUUGGGUACAAACACACACAAUUUAUUAUAGGCCUGUACCGGAAGAAGAAACUACAGCAUCGCCAAAACCGGGAUCGAGUUCGCAAGGUAGUAGCCGUAAAGGUAAAGGGAAAAGUACAAAAAUCAGUUCAAAACGGAAAGAAGAUAGUUUAUGGCUUGAGGGAACGAUCCCUCCACAACGAUGUCCACUUGAACCGUAUCUGUCCCCUACCUUGCCACCUUCAGUUACCAUUACUGAUGCUUCAUUAGACGGUUUGUGCUUACUGCGUCUCUUACACGCGUUAAAUCGUCAUUGGGGUGUUCUAUUCCCUUACAUAAAGAGUGUGAGUCUACUUUCUCCGCAAGACUUUAUUAACAAUAAGAUAGCCGCGAAAGCAAGUAGACAACUGCAAGAUCCUCUAGUGAUCAUGACUGGAAAUUUGCCAUUAUGGUUACAACAAAUUGCUACAGUCUGUCCAUUCCUGUUUCCAUUCGAGACAAGACAAUUAUUACUCUACGCGACAUCAUUUGAUCGGGAUAGAGCUCUGCAACGACUCCUAGAUUCUGCACCGGAACUAUCAGGAUCUGACAGUCAAGAACGCGUUACUCCUCGUUUGGAACGAAGGAAACGAACUAUAUCAAGAACUGACAUCCUUAAACAGGCGGAACAAGUUAUACAGGACUUAGCAUCUAGCAAAGCCUUACUUGAAGUGCAAUACGUUAACGAGGUUGGUACCGGUCUUGGUCCAACAUUGGAAUUUUAUGCUCUAGUCUCUCAGGAAUUGCAACGUGCUGAUCUUGAUCUUUGGCACGGUAGUUCAAAUCCUACUGAAGCAGGAUAUGUUAAUACUCCGCAUGGACUCUUCACAAUGCCAACCUCAUGGAAUACUAAAGUAUCUCAUCUUGCGAAGUUGAAAACAAAAUUUAAAUUCCUUGGAAAGUUUAUGGCAAAAGCGAUAUACGAUUCAAGAAUGUUGGACUUGCCAUUUAGCUUAACUUUCUAUCGUUGGUUAUUGGGAGAAGAACAUACUUUAACGUUAUCGGAUUUAGUGUAUGUGAGUCCCGAGGUACAUCGAACUCUUAGUAAGCUGCAAGAAAUUGUUAGACAAAAGGAAACGAUUGAAAAAGAUCAGACAUUGAGGCCACACGAGAAAGCACAACUAAUAGAUUCAUUAAGCCUAGAUAGUUGUCCGAUUUCGGAUCUUGGCCUUGUUUUUGAAUUACCAGGUUACGAGAACAUCGAAUUAAGGAAAGGCGGGAGCGAUAUACCCGUGAACAUAUAUAAUCUGGACCAGUAUAUCAAGCUGGUGGUACAUUGGUUCUUGUACGAAGGUAUCUUCAGACAAAUGGAAGCUUUUAGGGAAGGAUUUGAAUCUGUUUUCCCGCUAUCACAAUUAAAACUAUUCUUCCCUGAAGAACUCGAAGCUGUGUUCUGUGGACAUGCACAAACUGGUGGACAGUGGGACGUAAAAACACUUUCUGAAUGUUGUAGAACUGAUCACGGUUACACUCCAGAUUCUCGUGCAAUUCGGUUUUUGUUUGAAGUUAUGUCCAAAUACAACAGUGAAGAACAAAGACAAUUCGUCCAGUUCGUCACAGGUUCACCUCGAUUGCCAGUUGGAGGUUUUAAGAGUUUAACGCCACCGUUAACAAUAGUGCGUAAAACGUUCGAUCCGUCUAUGAAAACGGACGAUUUCCUACCAUCUGUAAUGACUUGCGUUAAUUACUUAAAACUGCCCGAUUACACAACUUUAGAAAUAAUGCGGGAAAAAUUGCGAAUAGCUGCACAAGAAGGACAACACUCGUUCCACCUUUCCUAGAAACGGAUGGAAAGCCGGCGCGCCAUUUGCUCUUUUUGCUAUCACAUUGCCCAGGUUGAGACCAAUUAUCCAAACCGCAUUAAAAAUAUUCAGAGAAACAAGAAACAGCUGCGUGAUUCAUUCGUAACUACAAUAGUUACAGUUUUGCACU